AUUGACAUUUUUGAAACUUGGUUAACAAUAAUAAAAUAAAUUUAAAAAUAUGACUCGUUUAGCAAUUUGUAAACAAGCCAUUGCGACAAAUACCAAGUUUUUCACAAAAAGAAGUUUUAGUUCGUCCGGUUUAGAAGCCAAUUCCUCCAAAUAUUAUGACAUAGUAAUUGCAGGAGGCGGAAUGAUCGGGUGCUCUCUUGCAUGUACAUUAGGAGCAAAUCAAAAAUUGUCUAAUAAGAGAAUCCUGCUUUUGGAAUCGUCCAAAAACAAACAGUAUAUCCCAUCCGAAAAGUAUAGUAAUCGAGUUGUAUCCAUAAACCCAGGCAAUAAAAAAUUAUUAGAUAAUAUCGGUGCUUGGAAGCAUAUAGAAUCUAAUAAAUAUGCUACAGUUAAAAGACUACAGGUCAUGGAUGCAAUAUCUGACACUUCUAUAACAUUCGGAGAAGAAACUUCAUCUAAAGAUAUAUCUUACAUCGUUGAAAAUGACCUGUUGAUACAUGCAGUCAAAACAGAAAUGGAACAAGCCAAAAAUGUCGAGGUACAAUAUAAUCAAAGAAUAAAAAGCUAUAAUUUGCCCAAAGAAAGUGGUGAAAUGGCCAAAAUUUGUCUAGAAGACGGGUCGGAAUACACUUGUGAUUUAUUGGUUGGUUGUGACGGGCAAAAUUCGCAGGUCAGGAAAGCGAUGGGUGUGAAUUAUUUGAAUUGGAAAUAUGACAACGUUGGAAUCGUGGCAACUCUUAAAUUUAAUGAAGAAAUUGAUAACUGCAUUGCUUGGCAGCGUUUGUUACCAACUGGUCCCAUAGCUUUGUUACCUCUCACCAGUAAUAUGAGUUCAUUAGUUUGGAGCACAACAAUAGCACAUUCUCAACAACUAAUGAAGCUAUCGGACGAGCAAUUUGUACAAGCCGUUAACGAAGGAUUAUGGAAAGUUUACGAACGUUACGGCAUCGUUGAUCAACUGGUUAAAUCAUUCGAUUCCUUCCUGCGAGCUGCGAAUAUUCCUGCAGACGUCUGCCGCAGGUACCCGCCUAAAAUCCAAUCGCUCGAAGAAGGAAGCCGGGCUAGUUUCCCUCUGGGUUUCGGCCAUGCCACGAAUUACAUUUCAAAAGGGGUUGCUCUCGUCGGAGAUGCUGCGCAUAGAGUGCAUCCUUUGGCGGGGCAAGGUGUGAAUUUGGGAUUCGGAGACGUGCAGUGUCUGAAUAAAGUGUUAGGCGAAGCCCAUUACGUAGGAUGCUCGUUAGGUAACGUUUUCUGUCUCAAAGACUACGAGAGCGAACGGCAGAAAUACAAUGUGAAAAUGAUGAUCGCCGUGGAAGGGUUGUACAGGUUGUAUAGAACAGAUAGUACCCCUGUUGUAAUUGUAAGAAGCUUGGGUUUACAAGCUACCGAUGUUUUGUUUCCGAUUAAGAAUAUGAUAAUAGAAGAAGCAUCCACGUGAAUUCUUCACAAAAUUGUGAUAUUAAAGGUACUACUUAAUGUUAAAUAAAAAAUGUAUAUGUUUUAAAUAAAAAUACAAGGGAGGCCCA
Phyllotreta striolata is the source of this 1526-nucleotide messenger RNA. Lineage: Eukaryota; Metazoa; Arthropoda; Insecta; Coleoptera; Chrysomelidae. The record is from the annotation of a GenBank genome assembly.